AUGUCAAUCGUGAAAUCUUCAAAAAACAAGGAUCAACUUUUACUUAGUGGUUAUCAUUAUCGUCGUGCAAAUAAAUCUCAAAUUAUUUGGUGUUGUUGUCGAAAUGACUGUGCUGGUCGUGUACGUUUUGAUGGAACAGAAACAAUAUCAGUGGAAUUCAAAUCAAAUAUCAGUUCUGGUGCAACAAUAUCGCAUGAUCCACCACGACGUAUUAUUCAUCAGGCUUUAUUAAAUUUUUUUUAA
Molecule: messenger RNA, 243 nt
Organism: Rotaria sp. Silwood1
Lineage: Eukaryota; Metazoa; Rotifera; Eurotatoria; Philodinida; Philodinidae
Source: the annotation of a GenBank genome assembly